Molecule: messenger RNA, 1086 nt
Organism: Ilyonectria robusta
Lineage: Eukaryota; Fungi; Ascomycota; Sordariomycetes; Hypocreales; Nectriaceae
Product: Phox homologous domain-containing protein
Exons: 1
Coding region: 1-1086 (361 amino acids)
Biological process (GO): intracellular protein transport; Golgi to vacuole transport; vesicle fusion
Cellular component (GO): endomembrane system; SNARE complex
Molecular function (GO): SNAP receptor activity; phosphatidylinositol binding; SNARE binding
Source: RefSeq, a predicted model, not a curated record
AUGGCACCGCCGCCUGAGAUUGCGAUACCGUCGACGAGCGUCUCCGACGAAGGCUCCUCGAAGCCCUACACCCUCUUUAACAUCACUCUACGACUUCCCCUCCGCUCCUUUGUCGUCCAGAAGCGAUACUCCGAUUUUGACGCCCUCAAUAAGAUCCUCGUCGAGCAGGUCGGCGCUCCCCCCCCAGAGCCGCUGCCUGCGAAGCACUGGCUAAAGUCGACGGUCAACUCGCCUGAGCUGACGAAAGCCCGCCAAGAAGGACUAGAGAAAUACCUGCGCGGGAUCGCAGAGUCUCCAGACCGCAGAUGGCGCGACACCUCGGCCUGGAGGGCAUUCCUGAACCUGCCCAGCUCUAGCACAACCAACUCGGCCAUGUCAGCUGGGGGCAGAGUGACGAGUGCGGCGGCCGGAGCGGCAGACCCGGGAACGUGGCUGGAGAUUCACAGAGACCUCAAACAACAUCUACACGAGGCAAGACAAUGCUUGUCGAGACGGGAUGCGGCCGUGGAUAAUGGGAACUCGACGGCGGCAGUCGAGGCAGGGGCAGCGGCCAAGAGGGUUCUUGUGAAGGGAGGGACGUUGAUCGCGACCCUGGCUGACGGGCUGCGGAGGAUGCAAGAAUCGAGCCGAUUAGGUGAGGGAGAGCUGCGGCGCCGCAGGGACCUGGUUUCUCAAGCGCGCAUAGAACGGGAGGGUCUAGACAAGCUCUCGAAUAGCAUGCCCAGUUCGACAACGAUGUCUGGGCGAGGAGGUGCUAGCCAAGGGCAAGCGUCCACUUCCGACAAGGCCAAUCUUCUGAAAGGCGGGCGACCCAGCGGGCGUGUACUGGGGGCUCCGCUGCCCGAGACGGACAAGACGCGGGAGCUGGAUAACCAAGGCGUGCUGCUCCUGCAGAAGCAGGAGAUGCAGGCGCAAGACGCGCAGGUCGAGCAGCUUGCAGCAAUCAUUCGGCGGCAGAGGGAGAUGGGCCUGCAGAUCAACGAGGAGGUUGAGCGGCAGACCGAGGUGCUCGACACGAUGGACGACGACGCCUCCCGGCUGCAGGCCAAGUUGAAGGUGGCCAACAACCGCAUCAGGAAGAUGUGA